AUUUAAAUAUUAUCGUAACGGAUUACUGUAUCAUUUCUAAAGGAAAAUGAAACCUGAUUUGAUGAAGUCAUAAUUGAGUUUCUUUAUUUGUAUACUAACGAAAACAUUUGUUGAAUGGAAAGAAAUAUACAGAUGUAUUUAAAAUUAGUGUUGAACUCAAUUGAGAAUGUAUAUUUAAACAAAUCUUUUUGGUGUUGAGAGCCAAAUGUUUUUUCAACAGUUAACAGUGUCUCAGUAUUUCACAUUUUCCCAGGGAAAUGAAGAAGCUUUGUGAAAUUAAGCUAAUUUGAUGAACUGGUAUUGUUUGCUAUAGCUGUGUAGUUAUUAACAUCCGUUCACCUUUUAUUCCAAUUGGAUACUUACAAAAUCCCUUCACCUUUUAUUCCUAUUGGAUAUACUUACACUGGAAGUAAAUAUUCUGUAUUUCAUUUAGAUUGUGUAUGAAAAAAUAUGGAUACAAAUAAUAUCAUCUUCAGAAAAAGUGAAAAACUGUGAUUCAUCUCAUAUUUUGAGGAAAUCCGGUGGGAAAAAAUUUGGAUUUCAGCUGGAAAUAUUGUUUGAUGGUUACAGAAUUGAGUUGCAGAGAAUUUCAGAAAAUUUUAAAAUAGAAUUGGAAUUCUAUAUAAAAUGAUAAAUUAUUACUUGAUUUAAAAUCUUCUGAUUUGCAGGUGGUAGUUGGAAUUUUGGUUACCCGAAGAAGAAAGGCUUCCGAUGGAGUAUAGAGACUUACAAAUAAUUUUUUUGAAACAACAGGUUGAAAGUUUAUUGAAGAAAAUUGAAUUAUGAAAAAUUUUUAACAUGGUGUGUGAACGAAUAUUAAGUGUUAUGAAAUGAUUUAUGCAAAUGAUAUGCAAAUUCAUGGAAUGCAGUGGAAGAUAUUUGAAGAAUUUGUGAGAUUUAGGCUAUAAAGGAUCAGUUUAUUAGUGUGUUUUGUGAUAUAUAAAAUCAAGUAUUAGGACUAAGUGGAUGAACAUACAAUAUAUAUGUUUGAAAAAAGUUUUUUCCACCCAGAAAUUGAGAAAAGUGUUCAACAAUUACAUAAAUUGAUGGUGUUACAUAGACUGUCACUCAAACCUCAAGUUGUAUCUUAUCUCUGCAUUUUGUCAAGGUUUUUAUGCUAAUUCAGGAUUUAACACAAGAUAAUAUUUGUAGUACAAGUAUGACCACUAUGACCUCAGGAUAGAUAAAUUCUUGAUGCUAUCAUAUAAUAUUGCAUCACUUAACUUAAUGUGUUCAAAAACUGAUCUGUAAUAAUUAAAAGUGCCAAAGUGUAUUCAUUUGAAGAGAUUUUACAGAGCGAACAUUUCUUAAGUGAAUUAUAGAUAACUACUAUUCAUGUGUUGGAAAACAUUUACUUGUAUGAAUAUAAAUAGAUAUAAAACAUACUGUUUAUAAUAAAUGACAAAAUAAACAAAAUGGUGUCUGCAUACCUUUUACCACCUCUGCCUAGCAGACCAACAAAAGUUGUAGCAGUUCCACGAUAUCAUCCUAAACGUCUACGUCAGUCGCCUACAUUACCCAUAGUUCCAUUGAUUAAACAUGAACGUCAAAGAAAACGUAAACUUGGAUGUGGACUCCUGCCACCAAUUGUUGUGGACAGUAGAUUGUUAGCAUUUAGAAGUAGAACACGGACAAGAUUAAAUCUGUCACUGCUCGAUUCACAGAAGUCAAAGGGAGUUUUAAAUACAGAUUUCCCAGAAGACAAAUCUGAAGCAUCUAGUCGAUCCGGAUCAAUCAAGGGAAAAACACUUAAACGCAGGAGUAAAGAUAAAGAUGUGACAUUCAGUGCAGUGGUAUCAAUAUUAAAAUUUGCUACUUCACCUUUGCCAUUUGAUAAUGCAGAAGGUGAAAAAGAAUAUGUCGGCAGUGUUCCAGUGGCCAGUGUCCGUGGUGACCAGUCUAGUGUGCCACAGUUGCCUCAUAUUAGUGGGGCAAUGCCCCUCACACCUAUUGGAGAGGCCAGUCGUGAGGGGACAAGAAUGACAAUUCCUGUUUCUCUGCCACCUAUAGGACAAGAUCAGGGUAUUGAUGGUGUACCCCUGUUAACUGUAAUACCUCCAACCCCUCAACAUUCUAGCUUAACUGCUUCUCCUACUAAGAUGGUGAAAGAUUCCAAGCUUCUUCCUCAGGAUGAAGGCAAUGAAGAGUUUUCCGAUGAGAGUGGUGUCGGUGUGAAGACAGAGAGAACUGACAGGCGUUAUGGGGAGGAAACAGAAAGAAAGAGGAGAGUACGGAAAAUAAAGGCUGAAAAUACAGGCCCUUCUGUAUCUGGAGGUUACCACUUACACAGCAGUACAGAGAGUCUUGGAGGACCAGAUAGUGCCCACUCUCUGCCAACAGCCAAGCCACUAAGAACACAUUGGAAGGGCAGCACUCAGAGUCUCAAAAGUGAUCGAUCUAAGAAAGGAUCGAGUAGUUUACCCGAGGACAGUAAUAAAGGUAGCAUAGUGAUUGGUCCAGACGGGGAGCCCAUUAGUGUGGGCGGGCAUAUUGAAGCCCACACUCGCCCAGAACAACAACAUAUUGAAAAUGUUGGCGAUGCUAAUCGUUACUUUGGUAGAGGUUCUAGUUUGUCAGACAUAUUAAUUGAUAAAUACAAAUCAGAUUUGAUAAGUGACCAGGAAUCUGAUGACGAACCAGACGUUUGGAAGAGGAGACGAGGCGUCCAAAGGGAGGACAUGAGAAAUUAUGCACAUAAAAGAGAAAAAAGACCUAUACCGCCUAGAAGACCAAUAGUUCAGCGGCAGCCUAGUCUAAAAUCAAAAUCUAAUUCUUUAUCAUCAUUUAAUAAAACCGUACGAUUUUCUGCCUCGUCUAAGGACAAAGAUGAGGGCUUUGAAGAAAUAGACUAUACAGGUGGCGAUAUCGAUGCCACUCUGUCUAUAAACUCAUGGAGUUACCAACCCAGAGACACAGAUCCAGAAUUUGUUGGUAUUGUAAGCCAAAUGAACAGAGCUAGCAGUUUACCAGGAAUGCCUUUUCGUUCAGAUGAAAACACAAAAGAAUUUACACAGCUACUAAGCAGAGCCACUGAAAAAACAGAAGAAGGCAUGGAGUAUCCAGGAGAAAUGAGUCCUGAUAAAUCAGUAGACAUUUCUCACGUCUCAGUACCAGUAGCUAAACCAGGGACUGCCCCUACUGAUGGGCAUAUCACUCCAGGAACUCCGAUAAACACUGAGGACAAUCAAGGUUUGGUUUCCAGAUUGUCCCGUCAUGAAGAAGAGGUUUUUGAUGAUGGAUCAGCAGAACGGCAAAUGUCCCGAGAAAGUGACGGGAGACGGAGUAUCAGUCGUAGUAAACUUUCUGAUAAGAGGAAAAGUAUGUCACAGUCAGAAAUGAAGUCUGAUAUUAAGAUUGGUAUUAGUGAUCAAGGGAGACGAUCCAGUAUGUCAGAUGCUGAACGUAAAGCUAGUACGUUGUCCAAGCGAGAAGGAAGAGCUUCCAAGGUCUCUAUUCAUAGCUAUUCCCGAACAUCCAGUCGUCAUGAUCCAGAGACCCCAAUUGCAGACCCCUUGCUGGAGACUGAGCAAGAACAUGGACUAGAUACUCCAAGAGAAGACCAAGAAGGUGAAAGGGAGACCAAUUCUUUGGAAAAAUCCAAUAGUCAUAAAUCUUUACAUGAAGGGGCAGUAACUCCACCUCUCGAAGAGGAAAAGGAACCUGAUACUGAUGGAAAAGAAUCAGAUAAACAGAGCAGGAAAAAAUCUCAAUCAUCAUUGGGAACUGUUGCCCCUUCAAGACCAGGUAGUCAAAAACAAAUAGUUAUCCCAUCUGGAUCUGAAUCAACUCCUUCCCCAACCAAUGAAAAACCUUCCUCUCCUGCACUUCCUUCAGAUUACAAGGUAGGCUCCGCCUCCUCCAAGAUUGAAGAUGAAUCAGGGCCUACUGAGGAAGCAGAUCAUGCUGAAUCGGGGCCUGGUGAAGAUGUGGCUCAUGCAGAAUCAGGGCCUUCUGAGAAACUUAAUAGAGAAGGAUCAGGCCAAUCGUUACAAUCACAACAGAUCUCAGAGAAAGAUAUUAUUAAUGUGUUGGAGGAUACAGCCAGACAUAUCGCUGCAUCCACACUUAGUAGAAGUGACAGUGGCCAGGAUCUGGAAAAAGAUGCUAGACAAGCGGCUGAGUUAUGGUUAGAAAAGAAUGCCCCUCGUAUCAUUUCCAGAAGCCAAUCAGUUCAAGAUACACAAGGAGAUCAAGCUGCAAUAAGGUCGGCGGUGGAGAAUGGUCGUAAGAGUGCCGGACCUACUGCUGGUGAAUACAAAGAUCUCAUCAAAGAAAAACUACAGACUGCCUUAUCAAAUACAGAUGGGGAGUCUAUUCCACAAAUUCCGGAUGACGCUGAAUUAAGUCCUGAAUUACUGGAGGCAUUGAAGAACAACUCCGUCACGCCAGAGGACAUAGAGAUUGUAAAAGACGAAGAGACUGGAAAAAGUGUUGUCAGGUCAAGAAGUCAAAUGUCAGCUGCCAUGGGUGGGGUCAAGGAAGGUCAUAUUUAUGUUCCUGUUGCCAAAAACAGCAACAAACAGCAUGGCACCAUACCUACCGACCGCCAGUCAAAUGCUGACCUAGGAGAAAUUGAAGUUAUUAAUUAUGGUGCAAGGUCAUCAGAUGCUGGGUCAAAGGUCGGAUCAGCUAGGACCCACUCAAGUAAAAAAUCAGAAAAAUUGUCAGAUAAGGCACCGUCAGAGAAAUCGUCAGAAAAAGGAGGGAAAUCUCAACCUCCAUCAGUUUUGGGUGAAUCUAUUGUAGAAGAGGAUGAACAGGAAGAUAUGAAAUCACAAAGGUCAGGAGGUCAAAUGUCUCAGAAAGAGGUCGAGGAACCAGAGGAUGAAUUUAAGAAAGCUUUAGUGGAAGUUGAAAAGGUCAAUGAAGCGGAACAACAGAAGGAUCCUGGCCGACAGAGCGUUGUGAGUAAAAAGAGUGAGACGAGUGCAGUAUCAGAUAAAAAGAGUGCCGUGUCAGAUGACAAAAAGAGUGUACAUACAGAGAAAUCUGAUGCUAAGAAAGCGGUAGCUAAGAAAGAAGAAUUUGUAGUAGGAAUGGUAAAAAAUAAAAAUGAAAAUGAGGCUUUAUACGGAGGUGUGACUCCGCCACCAAAAGGCGCAACGCCACCUAAUGAAGGAAAAGUUAACACAAAGGGAGAACUGGAGAAAUUGUUUGGAGAAUUAGGUCUCCCUCCCACUAAACCGACUACCAAGAAAAAGGGUAAGCCAAAGGACACCAAAGGUAAGAAAGCACCUGCCAAGAAACCAGGCAAGGCAACGAAAGGCAAAAAGGCAAAGGACGAGGAGCCUAAACCUACUCCUGUUGAGGAGCCUCCUACAGAGGAACCACCUCCUAAGGAGCCUACACCUCCUCCUUCACUACCACCAUUGGAGGAUAAAGGUGCUUCUGAUAAUGAAUCAGAUAAGAGGUCGAAAGUUUCUACAAGGUCAAAAGCUAGUACAACAAAUCUAAGGAAAUUUCAGUCAAAGGAGUCAAUUGCUGAGACUGCUAAAUCGUCUGAGAGUGACUUUGAGUUCCACUUUGUACGGGAAACACCAUCGCCAUCACCCCCACCACCACCAAAACCACCGUCCACGAUACCAUCAGUUGACGAUGAACCAACAGACGAUGACGAGAAACAGGAAGGAGAGGAUGAUGAAGCUGCCAGAUUACGAAUGAUUUCCAAUCGUGAAGCUAGGGCAGCCAAACGUGCAGCACAAGCUGCCAAGCGUAAAGAGGACGUGGAAAGGAAACGACGAGAGAAAGAAGAACAAGCAAGAAGGGAGAGAGAUGAACAAGAAAGGGCUGAACAACUUAAGAGGGAAAUGGAGGCUGAGAGACGCAAAACACUCGAGGCAAAACGACAAAGAAAAAUGGAAGAAGAUGAAGAACGAGAAAGAGAGGCCCAGUUAGAAGAGGAGAAAAUGGCCAAACAAAAAGCUGAGGCAGAGAAAGAGAGAAGAAGGAAGGAGGAAUAUCAACGUAAACUUGAAGAAAUGAAGAGGAAACAGGCAGAGGAGGAACAGAAACGUUAUGAGGAGAUGUUAGAGAGACAGAGAGAGGAAGAAGAGAGAAGGAAGGAAGAGGAGGAAAUGAUGGCAAAGAUGGCUGAGGAAGAGAGGUUGGAGUAUGAGAGAAAGAAGAAAUUAGAGGAAGAGGAAAGGAAAAGGAAAGAAGAGGAAGACAAGAAAAGACGAGAAGAAGAAGCUCAGAGAGCGAUGGAAGAAGCAAGAAGACUUGCAGAAGAAAUGGCAAGGAAACAAGCCGAGAUGGAAGCUAGACUUAAAUUUAAUCGAACAUUACAAGUGGAGGCUCGUGGACUGGAUCAUUCACAUAACAUUACAGAAGCCUUUGUGUUCUCAUACUUUGAAUUAUUGAAUUGGUUUGGGUUAGACGUUCCAGAAUUUGAACUCUUGAAAUUAAGCCAGUAUUAGUGCUGUACUUUCAAUUAUUGAAACAUUUGAAUUGGUUUGGGUUGGACAAUCCAGAAUUCAAAAGUUCUAUUCUAGAACUCGUGAAAUUAAGCCAGUAUUAGUGUCCUAAUUUCUAAUAUUGAAUUGGAAUUGGUUGAACAUUCCAGAUUUCCAAAGUUCUUUACUUGAACUAUUGAAAUUAAGCCAGUUUUAGUGUCGCUAGUUGAAAAUUGGUUAGGAUGUUUUAAACAAAUGGAAAUGGCUAAGUAAUUCUGAGCUUUGUCAAAAAAAUCAUUAAUUCUAUAUAUUUGAAGACCAAACUAUCAACUGAUCUUUUUUCAUUGCAAAUUGAGAUCGUAUUUCAGAAUGAUAUGAAAACUAUGUGUAGGAAGAAAUAAUAUGUUUUUGAGAUGGUCCCUAUUUUUGUUACCAUAGAGAUGAUCCAGUGCAAAGAAAGCUUUUCUGUGAUAUUUUGUUGAUGUUUCAAAAGAGUCAUAGUUCUUGAUAACGGAGAUAUGUAGUAGUUUGACAGAACUUUUUAAAUAAACUUGAAAAAAAUACAGAUUUUUAUACUUUUUCUUUCUACUGCUUUAAUUUAAAUUUUUUAAUCUAAAGGAAUUGAAAAAUUAAAUAAUUUUGAUAGAUUUCCAUAUUAUGCUUAGGUUGUUUUUAAUCAAAAUAUGACAACCAUUUUGUUUUUUUACAACAACUUAAUAAUCGGACCUGAUGUGACCUUGUGGGGUUAAACAUAGUAGUAUUAAAGGGAGAAUUAAAUUAUUUUUUUAUAAACCAAAUUUCUUUUCUUCUUUUUUUUAUUUAAUAAAAAUAUAAAUUAUUUUGCAUUUAUAUGAUAUUUUACAUUUAUAUAAUAUUUUGCAUUUAUGAUGCUUAUUUAUAUUUAUGAUCACAUGCUUUUAUUUAUACUGUAGUUUUUAAACUAGCACACAUUUACAUGUUAAAAGUUUGGCCAAUGGAUAAUUGUUGAUGCAUUUAUUAUAUUUUAUAUGUAAUAUAUUAAAGGAUUUAAAAAUUUUGCUCUCAAAUCAUGAUAAAAAAAGUUUAAAAAUUCUAUUUAGGGAAAUUGGAAGUUUAAAAUAAAAAGCCAAUAGAAUUUCAGUGCCAAGUAACAUAAAAAUAUUUUGAUGUUCAGAGUGCCAAUUUAGUUUGCUUUCAUUUCAUUGAUCAGAUUUUUACUGAUAUUGUCCAAUCCUAUUGCUGCUACUUGAUAUUAACUUUGUUGUUAUUCAGCUAUGAAUCAAUGUAAUUGUUUAUUAUCUACAGAUGGGAGCAGAUGAAACAUUCCAUUGUGUUUACAAUAAUUAUCAGUAUAUUUUUCCAAAUGAUUAUUUUGAAAGUCAAAAUCAGCAUCCUUCUCAUUUUCCAUGACUAGUAAAUUUAUUCAGGUUUGUAAACAAAAAUUACCUUCCUUGUUUGGCUAGUUAUUUCUUGAAUAGAAAAUUUAACAAAAAAAUCGAGUAGUAUUUUAUGUCAAGUUUAUUUUCAGAAGGAACUUUUCUGCCUUUUUGAUUAUAUUUCUUAUCAACUAGCUCUCAGUGCCUCUCGCAAACCAAAUAUUCUUGUAAAAUAGAUUCUGUAACAAAAACAUUUUAACACAUGUUGGAAGUUGAUCAAACCAUAUAUAUAGAAUGUUACAUCUGCACCUAACUGUAUUGUUGAAAAUGUGGAUGCAAUCAUCAUUGUUAAGUAGGUUUUAUAGAUUUUAUAUGUCUUAUUGUUGAUUUUAUUGUGUAAAAUGUUUUCUUUUUGUAAUCCGUCCAAAAUGGAGUCUUUCAAUAAAAUCUGUUUGCUUUAAGCUUCCGCACAUUUUCUGUGAAAUGGGUUCUAUUAAAAAGAUGGAAAUCUAUUUUUAGAUUUUUAUAGAUUUGUUAAGGGUAAUGAUCUUGUAGUGAACCAAAAGGGUUCUAAUUAUUUUCGUCAUAGAAUAACUCUGGUGGAAUAAAUAGAUGUCAGUAUAUUCUUAUGAAAGAUAUAUUUUGAACCAGUUCAAACUGAUUUGGAAGUCUUUUUUAUAUAUUGCUUAUUGUUUCAACCAUGGAAGUAUUAUAUUCAACCUACAUUUAUGUUGAAAUUAAAAAAAAACUUUUUUUUUUCAAAAUUUAUUUUUUUUUUUUUUUGUCUGCAAAUUCUAUAAAUAUUUUAAUUUACAUUAGAAAAAUCCACUGUCCUUUUUAUAGAAAUCACUUAAGAAUGGUGUACUUAUCUGUUUUCCGACAUUCCAAAACAUUUAGUUAUAAAUAGAUUUAUAUUUAUGAAAAUCCUCAUUGCUGUUUAUAUUUAUAGUCUUGCCAUUGUUUUUGUAAGUUAAGCUGUUUUUGUAAGGGGAGAUAAUUAUUGAAGACUAAUUUGCAUAAUAUCAAAUUAAAAACAAUGUGCUUAAGAAACUAUUUUGGAUGUAUUUUUGUAACUGUUAAUAUAAAAAAAAAAAAUAUAUUUAAGCUAUAUUUUUUAUUUAAAUAUUUGAAAUUUUAUGAAUGUAUUUUCCAACAACUUUUCAAAGAUUUUUGAAAGUUAUUAAGUUGUACAAGUAUGAUUUUAAAAAUCACCUUAUUUUUCAAUACCAGUUUUACUUUAUUUCUAUUUUUUUCAUAUUGUGUUUACAGAUUAAUAGUUUAAUAUAUUUUUGUCUACCUUAAAUUAUAAGCUAAAACCCUUUUUUAUAUUUGAAAAUUAUUUCUAAAAAUAAAAUUUUACAUGUCGGUUUGGGAGGUGUCAAUAUAAUUUAUUUUACAUAACUUUCAUGUUUAAAUCAUUGAUACAACUCUUGCAGAUGUUUAUGGUUACAAAUAAACUCUGUUUAUGAAUGA
Mytilus californianus (California mussel) is the source of this 9220-nucleotide messenger RNA. RefSeq lists its product as uncharacterized. The transcript has 29 exons. The coding region runs from base 1416 to 6416 and encodes 1666 amino acids. The record is from RefSeq and is a predicted model, not a curated record. Lineage: Eukaryota; Metazoa; Mollusca; Bivalvia; Mytilida; Mytilidae.